Vittaforma corneae ATCC 50505 is the source of this 1035-nucleotide messenger RNA. RefSeq lists its product as uncharacterized. NCBI's taxonomy places the organism in Eukaryota, Fungi, Microsporidia, Nosematidae. The record is from RefSeq and is a predicted model, not a curated record. Gene Ontology annotation, cellular component: transcription factor TFIIIC complex. The transcript has a single exon. Gene Ontology annotation, biological process: transcription initiation at RNA polymerase III promoter. Bases 1 to 1035 code for a protein of 344 amino acids.
AUGGAGCAUAAAAUUGAAUGGGUACUUUAUCCUUUUAAAAUUCACAAAAAAGAUGACGCACUUUUAUUUAGAUUGGAAAAUGGAUUUGAAAUGCGUUUUACAAGGGACAUUUUCUCAAAACGAGUAUACUCAACACAAGUAGAGUUAUAUAGAAAUGUAAUUGAACUAGAAAUUACAAAUGAAAAGGUGAAAAUAAUUUCUCAGAUACAAAAAAUUAACAAAUUUGAAACGCCCGCUGAUUUUUAUGUUCCAAUUGUACAAAGUACUCGUGAAUUUUACGAAUCAAUCCAUUCUUCUUUAAUUAAUAGUAAUUUGAAUGUCUUAUUAGAAAAAUCUAUUGAGGUGAAAAAAUACAUCAGAGAAAAAGGAUUUCCCGAAAUACCCUUACCAAUUACAACAACAUCCUCCCACUUCGAGAACUUUGAUUCUGCAGUUUGCAAACAUGAUAAUUUUCCAAGAAUACCGAUUAAACGGGUAAAGUAUGGUGAGAUGAUUCCAGAUUCGUAUCCUGAAGAAUCAUUUCAGUUACUCAAGAAAUAUCUCACCAAAGAGCAAUUUGAAUUACAAGAUUCAUUUUACAGAAGUUUCUUUACAUCAACAUCAAUUGCUAGGUUCAAAGCAGUCGCCAACCAAUACGAAAAAUGCAAAUUACUAUUUAAACAGUCAAUAAGUUUGAAUAUGCUAAAGCGAUGUAUCGGCUUACAUGCCUAUUUUACUACAUCUGGCCCUUGGAGAAAGUGUUGGAUACGUUUUGGAUUUGAUCCUUCUCUAGAUCAAAAUUGUUACCAGUUUCAGCUGGUUGAAAUGAGAUCUAAAAAAGCAAGUUUUCAAAUAUUUCAGAGACCUGAAAUUAUAGCAGAAGUUAGUAAGAAUAAAGAAUGGUAUUUGCUCAAGGAAUGUGAUCCUAUUGAUGGGUUUAUUUCUAAAGCCUUGAAAAAUUUUAUAAUUUACACAGUUGAUAACGUCGGAGUUAAAGAAAUAGACAAGAAGAUUGAAGAAAUGUUGGACUCUGACUUUGAGCUCUUUGAAAUGUAG